UCCGAGCCGGAACUUUUAGAAGCGCCAGGCAUUGUCGGGGCUGUGUCUUCACUGUGGGGUGAUUCGACGUGGUUGGACUUGCAGUCUCUUCGCGUUCGCUAACAGGUCAAAAUGCAAAUCUUCGUGAAGACCUUGACCGGCAAGACCAUCACCCUGGAGGUGGAGCCCAGUGACACCAUCGAGAAUGUGAAGGCCAAGAUCCAGGAUAAAGAAGGCAUCCCCCCUGACCAGCAGAGGCUCAUCUUUGCAGGCAAGCAGCUGGAAGAUGGCCGCACUCUUUCUGACUACAACAUCCAGAAAGAGUCCACCCUGCACCUGGUCCUGCGCCUGAGGGGUGGCAUGCAGAUCUUCGUGAAGACCCUGACCGGCAAGACCAUCACCCUGGAGGUGGAGCCCAGUGACACCAUCGAGAAUGUGAAGGCCAAGAUCCAGGAUAAGGAAGGCAUCCCCCCUGACCAGCAGAGGCUCAUCUUUGCAGGCAAGCAGCUGGAAGACGGCCGCACUCUUUCUGACUACAACAUCCAGAAAGAGUCCACCCUGCACCUGGUCCUGCGCCUGAGGGGUGGCAUGCAGAUCUUCGUGAAGACCCUGACCGGCAAGACCAUCACCCUGGAGGUGGAGCCCAGUGACACCAUCGAGAAUGUGAAGGCCAAGAUCCAGGAUAAGGAAGGCAUCCCCCCUGACCAGCAGAGGCUCAUCUUUGCAGGCAAGCAGCUGGAAGACGGCCGCACUCUUUCUGACUACAACAUCCAGAAAGAGUCCACCCUGCACCUGGUCCUGCGCCUGAGGGGUGGCAUGCAGAUCUUCGUGAAGACCCUGACCGGCAAGACCAUCACCCUGGAGGUGGAGCCCAGUGACACCAUCGAGAAUGUGAAGGCCAAGAUCCAGGAUAAGGAAGGCAUCCCCCCUGACCAGCAGAGGCUCAUCUUUGCAGGCAAGCAGCUGGAAGACGGCCGCACUCUUUCUGACUACAACAUCCAGAAAGAGUCCACCCUGCACCUGGUCCUGCGCCUGAGGGGUGGCAUGCAGAUCUUCGUGAAGACCCUGACCGGCAAGACCAUCACCCUGGAGGUGGAGCCCAGUGACACCAUCGAGAAUGUGAAGGCCAAGAUCCAGGAUAAGGAAGGCAUCCCCCCUGACCAGCAGAGGCUCAUCUUUGCAGGCAAGCAGCUGGAAGACGGCCGCACUCUUUCUGACUACAACAUCCAGAAAGAGUCCACCCUGCACCUGGUCCUGCGCCUGAGGGGUGGCAUGCAGAUCUUCGUGAAGACCCUGACCGGCAAGACCAUCACCCUGGAGGUGGAGCCCAGUGACACCAUCGAGAAUGUGAAGGCCAAGAUCCAGGAUAAGGAAGGCAUCCCCCCUGACCAGCAGAGGCUCAUCUUUGCAGGCAAGCAGCUGGAAGACGGCCGCACUCUUUCUGACUACAACAUCCAGAAAGAGUCCACCCUGCACCUGGUCCUGCGCCUGAGGGGUGGCAUGCAGAUCUUCGUGAAGACCCUGACCGGCAAGACCAUCACCCUGGAGGUGGAGCCCAGUGACACCAUCGAGAAUGUGAAGGCCAAGAUCCAGGAUAAGGAAGGCAUCCCCCCUGACCAGCAGAGGCUCAUCUUUGCAGGCAAGCAGCUGGAAGACGGCCGCACUCUUUCUGACUACAACAUCCAGAAAGAGUCCACCCUGCACCUGGUCCUGCGCCUGAGGGGUGGCAUGCAGAUCUUCGUGAAGACCCUGACCGGCAAGACCAUCACCCUGGAGGUGGAGCCCAGUGACACCAUCGAGAAUGUGAAGGCCAAGAUCCAGGAUAAGGAAGGCAUCCCCCCUGACCAGCAGAGGCUCAUCUUUGCAGGCAAGCAGCUGGAAGACGGCCGCACUCUUUCUGACUACAACAUCCAGAAAGAGUCCACCCUGCACCUGGUCCUGCGCCUGAGGGGUGGCAUGCAGAUCUUCGUGAAGACCCUGACCGGCAAGACCAUCACCCUGGAGGUGGAGCCCAGUGACACCAUCGAGAAUGUGAAGGCCAAGAUCCAGGAUAAGGAAGGCAUCCCCCCUGACCAGCAGAGGCUCAUCUUUGCAGGCAAGCAGCUGGAAGACGGCCGCACUCUUUCUGACUACAACAUCCAGAAAGAGUCCACCCUGCACCUGGUCCUGCGUCUGAGGGGUGGCUGUUAAUUCUUCAGUUUUACAUCCAUAGUGCCCAAUGAUGGCACUACUCUGCAUUCUAGCCAUUUACCCCAAUUUAAGUUUAGAAAUUACCAGUUUCAGUAAUAACUGAAUCUGUUCAAAAUGUUAAUAAAGGUUUUGUUGCAUGGUAGCAUA
This is a messenger RNA of Miniopterus natalensis, 2316 nucleotides long. It is a transcript of the gene UBB, whose product is annotated as ubiquitin B. NCBI's taxonomy places the organism in Eukaryota, Metazoa, Chordata, Mammalia, Chiroptera, Miniopteridae. The record is from RefSeq and is a predicted model, not a curated record. Gene Ontology annotation, molecular function: protein binding.